UCGAAGUACUAGUUUUCAAAAAAUUCAAUCGGUCCAAAUAAAUUCAAAGGUAUCAAUUUUUUAUUCUUUACCGCAAUAGUAACUCGAUAAAAAUGCUUUAGCUAGUUUUCUUCAAUCAUAUCGUAAAUAUGUUACAUAUAAAGUGCAACCGGCCAACAGCUUUUCAGAUGUCAUGGAGAAAAUAACAACAUUGUAAGUGUCAAAAUAAGCACAUUCUAAUAUUAAAGCAGUUCUUUCAUGCCUGUGAAGAGGUUGAUUUUCAUGUAUGCGAAAUUCCCUCUAAGAAGUCUCGGGAACCGUAAUGGCGGGCAACUCCGCAACUCUGUUCCGGUUGAAGCCACCAGAGAGUCGAAGUACAACUAGGUCACUUGGGGAUCGGUAUUUCUUGGUCCUUUAGACGUUUGCCUGUUUGUACGAGUGUUCGCGUUGUCGCGAUGGCCUUUCUUAACCUAUGAAAAAUGAUAACCGGUGAGUAGUUGAUGCUUCUCGCUGUCCCUGGGAAGUUGAAAACUCAAAGUAUAAGAAGGAAAGGCCGGUCGAAGUGUUCAAUCAAAGAGGUGACUCGUUCAUCCAACAACCCAAACAACUAUGAGCAAUCUCUCCUGUAAGAUCACCAGAUCCUACCAUGACAAGACCUUCUCUUUCACAUUCUCUCAUUUCUCUAUUGAGGAAAGCGGGGGAAGCCAGGAACCUCUCAAGUGGAAAGCAAGUGCACGCCAAUGUGAUCGUUUCAGGACUUCACUUGGACGCCUUGGACGUAGCUCUUACUGCAAUGUAUGCGCUUUGCGGCGACAUGAUCGUCGCCGAAACGCUGUUUGAGAAAAUGGGUACUAAGAAUUCAUAUGCUUGGAACUGCAUGAUUAGAGGGUAUGCAACAAAUGGGCAUCCUCGAAAGGCUUUUCUGUGGUACGAAAGAAUGAAUUGUGAGGGGAUUCCUGCUGAUAAUUUCACAUACCCAUUCUUGUUCAAGGCUAGUUCAUGCCUAUCCGCCAUUAAAGAAGGGAGGAAGUUCCAUCUCGAUGCGAGGAAUGAUGGGUAUGAAUUGAAUCCGAUUGUGGCCAACUCGAUUUUGGAUAUGUACAUGAAGUGUGGUUGUCUGAGCGACGCACGCCAGUUGUUCGACACAAUGCCCGUGCGGACUGUGGUAUCCUGGAACACUAUGAUCUCCGGGUAUUUUCAGAAUGGGCAUUCUGAGGAAGCUUUGAUGAUGUAUGAUUUGAUGAAAGAUACUGCUGUUGAUUGCGAUGCUGUAACUUUUGUUGGUGUUCUGCCAGCUUGUUCACAGUUGCAGAAUUUGCAGAAAGGGAAGGAAAUUCACGAAUUAGUUGACUCAUUGGGACUUGCUAAUGUCCUGUCAGUGAAAAACUGUUUGAUAGAUAUGUAUGCAAAGUGCGGAUGUUUAAAGGAUGCGCGCCAUAUCUUCGAUGCGAUGCCCAAAAGAGAUGUUGUCUCAUGGACAGCCCUGAUUGAUGGCUAUGUCCAGAAGGGCGAGAUUGACAAUGCACUUUCACUCUUCUGCGAGAUGCAAAUCUCAAAUGUAAGGCCCAAUUCACUGACUCUAUCCUGCCUUCUGUCCGGUUGCGCAAGUGCUUCUUUCUCAAACUACGGGAAAUGCAUACAUGGUUUCUCAGUUAGGAACGGACUACAUUCAGAUGUUUUUGUAGAAACUGCAUUGAUUGACAUGUACUUGAAGAGUGGAAAUCUCGAUGUUGGGCAUCGCUUGUUCAUGAAUACUUCUAGAAGGAGAACUGUUCCAUGGAAUGCGAUCAUCGGUGGGUAUGCACAAAAUGGGCUAGCAACGGAAGCUGUGGCUCUUUUUAAGCAAAUGCUUUUGGAGAAAGUGGAUCCCGAUCGUGCAACGGUGGUGUCAGUUCUACCUUCAUAUGCCAGUAUAGCAGAUUUAAAACAGGGAGAGAACAUGCAUUGCCAUUUAAUCAAAACGGGGUUCAGCUCAGCCAUGGAAAUCAGCACAGGGCUCAUUGAUGUGUAUAUGAAGGGUGGCAGCCUAGACUCUGCACGCAUGCUCUUCGAUGGAAUGAGCAAGAGGGAUGUCGUCGCCUGGAGUGCAAUCAUUUCAGGCUACGGGAUGCAUGGCGAUGGGCAGGCUGCUGUUUGCCUGUUCAAUCAAAUGAUAGAGUCUGGCUUAGAUCCAAAUAAAAUCACUUUUACAUCAAUAAUACAAGCUUGCAGCCAUGGUGGACUAUUGGAAGAGGGCUUGGAUAUAUUUCGGUUCAUGAUGAAGAAUUAUGAUAGGGAGCUCACUGCUGAUCACUAUGCCUGUGUUGUUGAUCUGCUUGCUCGUGCUGGUCGACUCGAGGAAGCGCAUGAGCUGAUCAGAGGAAUGCCGUUCUCUCCCAACUAUGCAGUGUGGGGUGCUUUGCUUGGUGGCUGCUCGCUGUAUGGGGAUGUUGAGCUUGGCGAAUUGGCAGCUAACCACCUAUUCCAAAUGGAACCAGAGAACACAGGAAACUACGUCUUGCUCUCUAACGUCUAUGCUGCAGCAGGGAGGUGGGAAGACGCAGAGCGUUUAAGAGGUUUGAUGAGAGAAAGGGGGUUGAGGAAGACCCCCGGAUGCAGUAUGAUAGAGUUGAAAAGAAAUAUUGCCUGCCAAGUUGCAAACGAGUACUGAAAGAAAAGCGUGUGGAAAGCGGCUCACAUGUUUCUGGAAUUUCUUGUACAACAUGAGACCCUGAUCUCAGGGUCAUGGAAGUCAAUCUCCUCCCCCACAGAAUUUCAACAGCUCUGUUUGUGGCACCCUCGCCCUUGAUUUUGAUGUGCCAUAAAAGUCCCCAACAUAUCAAUCAGUUUUCCUUUUGUGGUA
Molecule: messenger RNA, 2821 nt
Organism: Nymphaea colorata (pocket water lily)
Lineage: Eukaryota; Viridiplantae; Streptophyta; Magnoliopsida; Nymphaeales; Nymphaeaceae
Product: pentatricopeptide repeat-containing protein At5g39350
Exons: 1
Coding region: 626-2629 (667 amino acids)
Biological process (GO): RNA modification
Molecular function (GO): RNA binding; protein binding
Source: RefSeq, a predicted model, not a curated record